GUACAAAAAGUACCCCGGGGUACAAUGGUUAAUUUUAAGAAUUGGAGCUACCUUUCCAUCACUUAAUCCCUCUCCCGCCGCGAAUCGGAUAGAACAGAAAGAGGAGGACCUCAAGAUAUUAGGCUUUCUACAUUUUGUCUGAUUGGAGAUAAGGAAGAUAGAAAUGACACCUCGGUUCCUCUCGACGUUUCUCCUGGCUCUAGCAGCUUCCGCGACAGCGAAAUGGAUCGUCCCCGGCGCGCGAUGGUACGAUACCGCAGGCGAGCUGGUGAAUGCGCAUGCUGGGUGCGUCACCGUUGACCGCGAGACGGGGAAAUUCUUCUUGUUUGGAGAGUACAAGGUUGAAGGGCAGGUCGAAGGUGGUGGGAUAUCAGUGUAUAGCUCGCAGGAUUUGGCGACGUGGGAGAGGGAGGGGAUGGCGUUGGAACCGGUUGAGGGGCACCCUUAUAUAUCACCUGAGCAUAUCAUUCAACGACCGAAAGUGGUGUAUAGCGAAGGAACGGGGAAGUAUCAUAUGUGGUGGCACGCCGACAAUUCUACCUACGGCUGGCUCCUUCAAGGCUUCGCCCAAGCGGACAACAUCACCGGACCUUACAGCUUCGUAGACGCCACACUCCCUCUCGGCAACUGGUCGCAGGAUUUUGGUCUUUUCACCGACUACAAGGACGGCAAGUCGUAUGCGCUGUAUUCGAAUGGCGACCGUAAAGAAGCGCGGGAUGUGUACAUUACCCGAUACAACGACGAUAUCACCGAGUUGGAUGAGGUAGUUCAUCGAUUCGAUAAAUACGAUCUUGAAGCUCCGACGAUUCUGCAGACGGACAAGAGCUACUACGCGCUUAUGAGCCAUAAAACAGGGUAUAGGCCUAACAACGUCGUUGCCUUCCGCGCCGACUCUCUAAGCGGGCCCUGGUCCCAACCCUUCAUCGUGUCACCCCUCAACACCCGCACAUUCAACUCGCAAUCCGGCUUCUCGCUCCGCAUCAACGGCACAAAACAAACAACGUACCUCUACCUCGGCGACCAGUGGGAUUCAAACUCGCUCUGGGAAAGCAGAUACAUCUGGUUGCCCAUCGCCAUCGAUGAAGAGAAGAAGUCUCUCGAAGUAGUCUGGCAUGAUAUAUACGAUCUCAACAUGUAUGGAAACCCCCCUCCCCCCCUCAUGUAUUCGCGUUACCGAUAUAUUAACGGAAACGUGAACAGUGAAACGGGUGAUUGGACCCCAAUAGAAGGAACUACAUACCUCCCCACUGCGAACACAACAACAACCCACACAACAGGCUCCGCAUACCUACAAGAAGCAUCCUUCGCCUCUACCGGCAAAAUCCUAACCUCCAUCGCCGGAAACCACUCCACGGUAACCUUCACCAACAUCACGGGCACCGGGAAAUCGCAGUGGAUAUCCUUCUACUACCAAAACACCGACGACAUGGGGUUCGGCGACCAACCGGGCGGCACGCCCGAUCGUGUCGGCGGCGCGUGGCAGUUGAGGCGGAUUGCGAGCGUUUCUGUAAAUGGGGGCGAGGUGCAGAGUUUGUAUCAGAGGGAUACGCAUAAAGGGAUUGUGUUGAGUGCGCCGUUGAAGGUGGAGCUGAAGGAGGGGGGUGGGAAUGUGGUUACGGUUGGGGGGUUGUGGAAUGGGUUUGAUGUCAAGGCGGCGGAUUUGGAUCGGUUGGUUGUUUAUCCGCCGGAGGAGGAUUGAU
Messenger RNA from Periconia digitata, 1700 nucleotides. The record is from the annotation of a GenBank genome assembly. NCBI's taxonomy places the organism in Eukaryota, Fungi, Ascomycota, Dothideomycetes, Pleosporales, Periconiaceae.